Messenger RNA from Fusarium venenatum, 1431 nucleotides. RefSeq names its product cytochrome P450. The record is from RefSeq and is a predicted model, not a curated record. Gene Ontology annotation, molecular function: oxidoreductase activity, acting on paired donors, with incorporation or reduction of molecular oxygen; heme binding; iron ion binding. Lineage: Eukaryota; Fungi; Ascomycota; Sordariomycetes; Hypocreales; Nectriaceae.
AUGGUACUCUACCCUGGAGAUGUACAUGGCCAGUUGAUGCCAGAUUUUCUCGCUCGCGAAUAUCCGGAUAUCGCCGAACUUGGCGUUUGCUACAUUGACUUGUGGCCUAUCUCCUGGCCCAUGAUGGCUACAUUCCAUCCAGACAUAGCAGCACAAUUUACACAGGAGACGUCGCGUCCAAAGCACGAGAUUAUCAGAGGCCAGUUUAGACCCUUGACUGGGCUGAAAGACCUUGUUUUGGCUGAGGGGUCGUAUUGGAAAAAAUGGAGAGCGACUUUCAACCCCGGCUUCUCUACACAGAACAUAUCAGCCUUGGUCCCCGAAUUCAUCGAAGAAGCGUCGAUUUGGAAGGAAUAUCUACAACAAGUAGCCAAAGACAACCAAGUUGUUCCUCUGGAAGACUGUGUGAUGAAGGCGACAUGUGACAUCAUCGGGCGUUCUGUCUUGGGUCAAAGUCUAGGGAUCCAAUCUGGUGCAGACGACAAGAUCUUUCCUACUCUGAAAGGCGCCAUUGCGCUUCUUGUCACCGAUUGGUCGCCGCCUAACUGGGGCCGUCUUCUAAACCCGCUCCGAGGUAGACGUCUUGCAAGUUUGAACCAGAAGUUGCGAAACCAGUUGAAACCGCUAAUCGAGAGUCAACUUGAGAAUCAUGAGCGCAUUGAAGGGCCGAAGACUGUCAAUGGCCUUGCUAUCCGUACAUAUCUAAAGGAUACUGGGAAGGAAAGCAAUUCUGAAUCUGGCGUCGACAAUGAGUUUCUUGAUGUGACGAUUGAGAACCUCAAGAUCUUUCUUUUUGCCGGCCAUGACACUACCGCGUCCACGCUCUGUUUUGUUUACAACUAUCUUCAUAACCAUCCAGAUGUCCUGGCAAAGCUGCGUAAAGAGCAUGACAAAGUCUUUGGCCCUGAUCCCAACGAUGCAACAUCAGUAAUCUCCAAAUCACCUACGAUUUUGAAUCAACUCGUUUAUACCACAGCGAUCAUCAAGGAAACCCUCCGACUCGAACCACCAAUUGGCUCCUGUCGAGAAGGUUCUCCGACGUUCUUCCUCCGACAUCCUGAAACAGGACAGCAACUUCCUACUGAUGGUUUCAUUCUCUUCUCAGCAAGCAAGGCCAUUCAUCGCAAUCCAAAUUUCUGGUCUGAACCUGACAAGUUCAUGCCAGAGCGUUGGUUGGAGCACGACUUCCAUCGAACUGCUUAUCGUCCGUUUGAGCUGGGUCCUCGGGGCUGUAUUGGACAGGAGCUUGCUUUAACCGAGUUACGGUUACUUCUUGCAAUGACAGUUAGGGAUUUGGAGAUUGUUCCUGCGUACAAGGAUACCGAAGAUAGGUUAUGUGGCUACCAAGCAUAUCAGGCACACAUGCCUGGUGAGCUCACAGCGCAUCCGAGUAAGGGGAUGCCCGUCAGGGUAAAAAUACGACAGGUCUAG